UUCGGUUUACGGUACAUCUCCUGCGCUUCUUUGCUUCUUCGAAAUGAUCAUUCCAGUCCGUUGUUUCUCGUGCGGAAAGGUCAUCGGAGACAAGUGGAACGCGUACCUGGAUUUGUUGUCGAAGGAUGUUAGUGAAGGUGAUGCGCUGGAUGAGCUUCAGUUAAAGCGAUAUUGCUGCCGGCGGAUGGUCCUGACCCACGUCGACUUGAUUGAAAAGCUCCUGCAUUAUAACCCUAUGGAGCGGUCGAAAGACAGGCAAAACUAUUGAUCUUUAUCUUCCGGGUUCUUGUGUACAUUAACCGACCACUUGUACGUUAAUUGACCAAAUGCGGCGGUAUUAGCAGGAGAUGUCCAUUAGAUGGUUUGCAAUUGCAUUUGGUGCGUCAGCGAUGACCUUGAGUUUUGUCUGCGU
Molecule: messenger RNA, 412 nt
Organism: Gloeophyllum trabeum ATCC 11539
Lineage: Eukaryota; Fungi; Basidiomycota; Agaricomycetes; Gloeophyllales; Gloeophyllaceae
Exons: 4
Coding region: 44-268 (74 amino acids)
Biological process (GO): transcription by RNA polymerase I; transcription by RNA polymerase II; tRNA transcription by RNA polymerase III
Cellular component (GO): RNA polymerase III complex; RNA polymerase II, core complex; RNA polymerase I complex
Molecular function (GO): DNA binding; zinc ion binding; DNA-directed RNA polymerase activity
Source: RefSeq, a predicted model, not a curated record